CAGCACAGGAUGAACCUGCAGGCCUGACAACAGCAGGUAUCUCUACUCUGGUUUUUAACCUGGAGACAGAGUUUACACUGCAAUCAGUCUUUGUGACAUUAUUAGUGCCCUCACUGACACACAAAACAAAACAACGAAUACACAACACACUAACUACACAAGACAACACAACACGCUGACUAUACACUUCACGCUAAACGCCACAAAUCUGGCACAUUGCUUUUUUUAAGGAAUUUGAAGUUUUUUGGUCGAUUUGGUCUCCAGGUUUCAAAAACAGACAUGCGCAGACACGUUCUCUCCACAUUCCUUCACAGCCUGUCAGUCAUCGCUGAGCUCCGCCCCCUUUGGACUGGCAGGCUCCUUCAGCCACUCACACUGCGGCUGCUGGCGGGGUCUGUGUCUGUGUGGGCGUGGUCUGAUCCAGAGGUGGAGGCAGAAAGUUGGAGCAGCUUUUGUUCUCAACUUUUUGUGCGCAUGUGAGCUGGAGCUGCAGACUGGAAUCACUGGUGUACUUUUUAGAGUGUGUGUCCGCGCUGUGUGUGACUGUGACUGCGGCUCGGCGUGUGUGUGAGUCUGUGGUUCGGGACCCCCACCUGCAGCUGUCCCACCGACCCCUGUCCGCUCUACAGGCCGCCUCUCGCAGCUCCUCAGACGGUCUCGCAGGCAGCCCCGCCCCGCUGCUCUACGCUGGAGGAGAGAGGAGGAGGGGAUGGAGGAAUGAGGGAGAACCGGGGGGAACAGAGAGGAGGCUGAGGGCUGAAGGAGUCGGGUGCUGUGACUCCCUCCGGCCUCCAUCUUGGACACUUUGUGGACUUUUUUCUUUUUCUCGAACUUUUCGGCUCCAAUGAGGCGCGCGCGGCCGGCGGAGACCGAGCCCAGCUGACAUCAGUGAUCGGUGAUCGAUAGGUGCGACCGGGACGGAGUAAUGGGAGCUCACCGGGGCCCCAUGGCCCCCGGCCGGGCCUCCUCCUGCCGCGGGCUGCUGCUGCUGCUCCUCCCGCUGCUGGCGGUGCUGCUGGGCUCCUGCAGGGCGGAGGAAGAUGUGCUGAUGAACACCAAGCUGGCCACAUCUGACCUAAGAUGGACGAGCUACCCUGCUGAUGACCCGCAGUGGGAGGAAGCGAGCUCGAGGGACGAUGACCAUAACACCGUGCGGACCUAUGAGAUCUGUACGAUCGCUAGUAGUUCUUCCUAUUGGCUGAGGACGCGCUGGAUACCCCUGAAGGCGGCGACCACAGUCUACGUGGAGAUCUGGUUUUCCAUGAUGGAGUGUUCCAGUCUGAGCAGGCAGCCCUGCAAAGAGACCUUCAACCUGUAUUACUACCCGUCAGACGCUGACAACGCCACGCUCACUAGCCCGGCCUGGAUGGAAAACCCUUACAUCAAAGUAGCCACGGUCGCCGCUGACCACCUGAUGCUGCGCGGCACCAGGGGGCGCCCUAACGUCAAGGAGCUGCGCCUAGAGGGACUGCGUAAGGCGGGGCUUUACCUGGCCUUCCAAAGCCAGAGCAACUGCAUGGCAUUGCUCUCUGUGCGCGUGUUCUACAAGAAGUGCCCGCCCCUGCGCCGCGCCUUUGCCUCUUUCCCUGAAACCGUCCCCCACUCGCUGGUGGAGCAGGCUCAGGGUGUGUGCGUGGAGAAUGCUGUGACGCCGCCUGGCGAGCAGUCACAACCUCCCAGCAUGCUUUGUAGCGAGGUUGGGGAGUGGGUAGGGCAGCCAACGUCCAGCUGCGCCUGUCGUCCUGGAUACGAAGCUGGAGAGACCGACAUGCGCUGUCGAGCGUGUCCGUCUGGUCAUUUUAAAGCCGAGUCAGGAUCUGUUGGCUGCAGCUCCUGUCCAGCCAAUAGCAACACACGAAUUCCAGGCUCCGCCUACUGCCCGUGUCACUCCGGUUUCUAUCGAGCCGACUCGGACCCGCCGCACACUGCCUGCACACAGCCCCCCUCGGCCCCUCGCUCCCCGGUGAGUCAGCUCAACGACACCACGGUGACUCUGGAGUGGAGCGAACCGCUGGACCGCGGAGGACGACAAGACCUGACCUAUAGAGUUCUGUGCUCUACCUGUGGCCCAGCCACCGCCACAAAGGACACUUCCUGUUCCCCGUGUGGUGACAGCAUUCUUUACCGACCGGCACAGAACGGCCUGACCCAGCGGCGCGUUGUCAUAUGGGGGCUCCACCCACAAACAAAGUACAUCUUCACCAUCCAGUCGUUAAACGGCGUCUCUGCACUCAGCCACUCAGAGCCCGCCUCCAGCAAGCUCAACAUCACCACCAGCAGAGAUGUUCCUCCUCCAGUAUCUGGUCUGAGGAGGGUGGAGGCCUCAGAGAGCAGUAUGUCUUUAGAGUGGAGCGUCCCAGUUGUGCAGAACCAGUACCAGAUCCUGGACUACGAGCUCCGCUACAGGCCUGAGGAUAGCGAGGAGGCGGUAGAGUGGCAGUACGUGUUCAGCAGGUCUUCUUCUCUGGUGCUGAACGGGCUGCAACGGGCGACACGGUACCAGGUGCAGGUCCGCGCUCGCUCUCAGGCCGGUUAUGGCUCAUUCGGCGCUGAGACCGGCUUCAACACGCUGCCUGACGGCGUGUCCCAGCUGAUGGUGACCGGAGUUGCAGCCUCUUUGGGGAUACUGCUGCUCGUUGUGGCGGCCAUAGUCGGCGUGUUCUGCUACCGCAGGAGGAAGAGGAGCGCGCACAUCCACGACAAGAGCGGGCACUACCAUAUGGGACAGACGAUGAAGGUCUACAUCGACCCGUUCACCUAUGAGGACCCAAACGAGGCGGUGAGGGAGUUUGCCAAAGAGAUCGACGCCUCCUUCGUUAAGAUCGAGGAAGUCAUUGGCGCAGGUGAGUUUGGAGAGGUGUGUCGUGGUCGGCUGAGGAUCCCGGGCAGGAAGGAGAACUACGUGGCCAUUAAGACCCUGAAGGGUGGCUACACGGAAAAGCAGAGGCGGGACUUCCUGUCGGAGGCGUCCAUCAUGGGACAGUUCCAGCACCCCAACAUCAUCCACCUGGAGGGAGUCAUCACCACUUCCUGUCCUGUCAUGAUCCUCACUGAGUUCAUGGAAAACGGAGCGCUCGACAGCUUCCUGAGGAUGAAUGAUGGCCAGUUCACCACCAUCCAGCUGGUUGGGAUGCUGCGCGGCAUCGCAGCAGGGAUGAAGUAUCUGUCUGAAAUGAGCUACGUCCAUAGAGACCUGGCGGCUCGUAACAUCCUGGUGAACUCCAACCUGGUCUGUAAGGUGUCAGAUUUCGGCCUGAGCAGGUUUCUGACUGAAAACUCGUCAGACCCGACGUACACCAGCUCUCUGGGUGGCAAGAUUCCCAUUCGGUGGACGGCUCCUGAAGCCAUCGCGUACAGGAAGUUCACUUCAGCCAGUGACACCUGGAGUUACGGCAUUGUCAUGUGGGAAGUGAUGUCAUACGGGGAGCGACCAUACUGGGACAUGAGCAACCAGGACGUGAUAAACGCCAUCGAGCAGGACUACCGGCUGCCCCCGCCGCCGGAGUGCCCCGCCUCCCUGCACGCGCUUAUGCUGGACUGCUGGCAGAAGGAGCGAGCCAACCGGCCGAGGUUCUGCGACGUGGUGGCGGCGCUCGACAGGCUGAUCCGAAACCCCACCUCUCUGAAAGUAACGCACCCAGAGGCACAGAGCCUGUCCCAUCCUCUGUUGGACCAGAGUCCCCCUCCUCUCUCAGCCUGCGGUUCGGUCUCCGAGUGGCUCCGAGCCAUAAAGAUGGAGCGAUACGAGCAGAGCUUCCUGCAGGCCGGAUUCACCAACCUGGACAUCGUCUCACAGCUCAACACUGAAGACCUCCUCAGAGUGGGCGUGACCCUUGCCGGGCACCAGAAGAAGAUACUCUCUUCCAUCCAGACGCUCAGGAUACACAAAGCUCCACCCACCCUGCUCUACUGACCAAUCACAGCCUGGUCACAGCACAACACUCAAAACGACCCCGACACUGUCCACCAUUGUACCCGAUCCAGCCUGUCGCUCUGACCAAUGGGAACGCUUUACAGCCUGAAACACUAAUUGAUGAGCAGUUUCGACCAAUCAGAAUGAAGGAAUGAGAUUACCAUUCUUUGACGGGCUCGUUGAACCUCAGGAUUUCUAUUGCUUCGUCUCGCUGAACCACAACAGCGGCUCAGGAAGUCAGAGGCUCUGCUCGCCAUCGUCCCGAGGUCACUGCUUGGUUUUUUAAUUCUACUCUGAACAGCGGAGCUCACAGAAAUCAGCCAAUCAGCAUCCAGCACAGAAAGGAUGUUGGAAGACUUUGGAAACUAUUCCUUAUGUGGACUCUUCUGAUUGGAUGUUGGUCUGCUGUAAAGACUAAGCUCCGCCCCUUGCUGGGAGCAUAGCUUUGAUGCCUUCCCAGCCUGUUUGAUGGCUGGAUUUCCAGGUUAGGAGGAUUUUUCCACUGAAGAAACAUCAAGAGUGGAAAAAUUACAAAGGCAGAAAAUGACUAAAUUCUGCUUUCUGUUGGAAACACAAACAGGAUACUUUCGUUUGUACUUCGUAUAGAAGCAACAAAAACCCUUUGCAUGAUGCUGCCACUGUGACUGCACAGACCCAAGAGCCUUUUAAGAUGAGCCGAACGGGUUUUAUGGUGACGUGGACGGUGUGUGAGUGAAAUUUCAGCUCGGUGGAAUUAUCUUCAACCACCAAUAGGAAUCUUUGGGAUAUUAUCUGAACAUAUGUGUGUUUCUGGAGGACAUAUUAGGGAUGUGGGACAUGUUGGAGGAAAUGUCACAGGAUGGUAUUACCGGUUGAUAAUCUCCCUCUCAGUGGGAUUAUUUCCACACCAGCAUUCAGGACCAUCUGAAGGGAUUUAUGAUGUGACCUGUCAGUAUGUUCAAGUAAAGUUUCAGCAUCAUACUGUUUGUAAUAUGUGAGGAAUAUUCUGGGCUUGCCUCAGAAAACACCAGUGUACUUUUCAAGGAAGUCUUUGGGAAUGUUCGGUGCCGGCUCAAACCAGAACUUUUCCAAAUGUGAUCCUUCAGGUGCUGAAAUUCUCUGGAUUAAGGGAAGUCUUGUGGGAGUAUUUAACUGUACACAUGAUAGUUUUCUCAAUCAGACUGAACGUUUUUUAAACUGUGUUCGGUGCCUACAAACAAUGGAAGCCCACCUGUAGUGGGUUUCCGUGUUGUGAACGUACUCAAGUGUAUUUUGUCCUCAGAGGUUCCAACUGGAUCCAUGGAUCCAUUAACUAAACGAUAUCCCCUUUAUAGACUCCGCUCCCCAUAACUGUGGCCUAAAAGUAUGAAAAUGUCCAUACGUGACUGUCAUUUAUUAGCUUUUCACUUUCACGUGUUGGGAUGAAGCCACUGCAGAUUUAAUGUUUUUAAGACCAUUUUUCGCAGGGAGUUUAAAGCCAUUCAAAGCUUCAGACCCUGAGUGUUGGAACUAGUUUGAGGACUAAGUUUGAGGACUACAGCAGAAAUCUUGGAACUGUUUAAUCGUGAACUAUUGAUGGUUUUGUAUCGUAGCACUUUUUUUUUGUUUUUGUACCUGAUAUUUGAUCGUAUUUUUACACAAAGCAGGAGAUCAGAGUUUUUAUAGUAAACCUACAUUUCAGGAGAAACGUCAUUUUCAUUUUCUACAGAGAAACGUAUAAAAACAAUCUGCCUUAGCUUUCACGGAGGCGAGUGAGACGAUCUAGGGUUCAGGACCAAAGAUCACAUCUGCCCAUUGGAGCGAGACUGUGCGUCUGCCUCACUACAUAAAUGUUUAACAGCGGCCCACAAACCAGCUUUUCCACUUUUACAACACUAACAUUAACCAUCAGGCCAACAUUUGGCAGUUUGCCCUUCCUCUUCAGUCUCUUCUGUUCUCCGGCCAACCACUCAUUAAUGUGAGGAGCAGUCUUUGUUAGUGAUACUUCACAGACUUCGUCACAGGAAAUACCUGAACACUGUCAUCACCUUUCUCACCGAGCCAUCGUGUAGAUGUAUUUGUCUGUUUUGUUUUAUAUAAACUAAAUUAUUGUCAUGGUGGUCAUCGUCUCAGGUGUAACUCCAGCAGAUGAUGAUCAGCCAGUUAAAACCACCGAGCUAAUCAUGUGAUCUGGAGGAGAGUGCAGUGUUUCUGCAGAAAUGUUUGCAUGCAAAUGGAUGCAAAGCUUUCCUAAAGGAGCUGUUGCAUAGCAGAAUAUAACAGGUGUUCUCCUUCAUCUGUAAAUGACAUGAUACUCUAUCAAGUCUAGUACCCUGUGGUUGGACUCCACCUCCACCAUGUUGGAGAGCAGUAACCAGGUAGGAACAGAAAGACUGAAAAGGCCUCUGAGAUCAGAGCUGACUGAAAUAUAAAACAAAAAGAAGGGUAGAUCCUCCACUUAUAGGGUGGGUCUUUUGGAUGGACGGAAACAUAAAACUGCCAAAAGCAGCUGCCGACAUACUUUGGUGGGCUUCCAGCUGGAGACCGAAACAUCCAGUAAACCUUCUGUCAUCAGAGUUCUGAUAAUCAGGACUGAAUCACGAUGGUCUGAAAGGCUGAGUAACCCCAGAGUAAUCCAAUGGUAUUUUUACAGAAUCACGUAAACCGGUUCAUUGCCGUCCAUUGGUCCAUCACCUGCCGCCAAUAACAGCACACAGGGAGCUCCUCUUUGUCACUGCCUCCUUUCCGUAAAUCACAGUGUUGCAUGAUGGGAGUUUGAGUCAGUGGCAGUCCACCAUCCAUCCACUUUCAUUGGACAGACCAAUGUAAACACUUUGUUUUGGGAAACAAAUUUUAUUUAAAUGAGUAAUUUUGAAUGUUGUGAACUCAGCUCUGCCUUUUAUACGUCCACACUAAUGUAUGAGAAUAUUUUUAUUGUUGUUAAUGUUGUCAUAAAGAAGGAUGUCCACUGGGCGAGGGAAAACUCUGUUGGCCAAUAAAGAUGCCCGAUGACACGUC
Molecule: messenger RNA, 6889 nt
Organism: Oreochromis niloticus (Nile tilapia)
Lineage: Eukaryota; Metazoa; Chordata; Actinopteri; Cichliformes; Cichlidae
Gene: ephb4b
Product: eph receptor B4b
Biological process (GO): ephrin receptor signaling pathway; axon guidance; protein phosphorylation
Cellular component (GO): plasma membrane; dendrite
Molecular function (GO): transmembrane-ephrin receptor activity; ATP binding; protein binding
Source: RefSeq, a predicted model, not a curated record